AUGGAGGGGCCGAGUCUGAGGGGUCCUGCGCUCGGCCUGGCGGGGCUUCCCACCCAGCAGGACUGCAUUCAAGAAAAAAUAGACUUAGAAAUUCGAAUGCGAGAAGGAAUAUGGAAACUCCUUUCUCUGAGCACUCAGAAAGAUCAGAUUUUACAUGCAGUUAAGAAUCUCAUGGUGUGCAAUGCUCGAAUAAUGGCCUAUACAUCGGAGCUACAGAAAUUGGAAGAACAGAUUGCAAAUCAGACUGGAAGAUGUGAUGUGAAAUUUGAAAGUAAAGAACGAACAGCGUGUAAAGGAAAGAUUGCCAUAUCAGAUAUUCGAAUACCACUAAUGUGGAAAGACACUGAUCACUUCAGCAAUAAAGAACGAUCGCAAUGCUAUGCCAUUUUUUGUUUAUUCAAAAUGGGAGCUAAUGUGUUUGAUACUGAUGUGGUGAAUGUAGAUAAAACAAUCACAGAUAUAUGUUUUGAAAAUGUAACCAUAUUGUAA
Messenger RNA from Piliocolobus tephrosceles (Ugandan red Colobus), 489 nucleotides. Its product is annotated as rhotekin-2-like. Bases 1 to 489 code for a protein of 162 amino acids. The transcript is spliced from 5 exons. Lineage: Eukaryota; Metazoa; Chordata; Mammalia; Primates; Cercopithecidae. Gene Ontology annotation, biological process: signal transduction; hemopoiesis; positive regulation of cell population proliferation. The record is from RefSeq and is a predicted model, not a curated record.